Messenger RNA from Parnassius apollo (apollo), 2919 nucleotides. The record is from the annotation of a GenBank genome assembly. NCBI's taxonomy places the organism in Eukaryota, Metazoa, Arthropoda, Insecta, Lepidoptera, Papilionidae.
AUGCGAGGUAGCACGCAGCCCACACUGCUAGCGGUGCAGGCAUUACCUACCCACACUGUAUAUUAUACUCUGUACCCUUCAGUGCUAGCGGUGCAGGCAUUGCCUACCCACACUGUAUAUUAUACUCUGUACCCUUCAGUGCUAGCGGUGCAGGCAUUGCCUACCCACACUGUAUAUUAUACUCUAUACCCUUCAGUGCUAGCGGUGCAGGCAUUACCUACCCACACUGUAUAUUAUACUCUGUACCCUUCAGUGCUAGCGGUGCAGGCAUUACCUACCCACACUGUAUAUUAUACUCUGUACCCUUCAGUGCCAGCGGUGCAGGCAUUGCCUACCCACACUGUAUAUUAUACUCUGUACCCUUCAGUGCUAGCGGUGCAGGCAUUACCUACCCACACUGUAUAUUAUACUCUGUACCCUUCAGUGCUAGCGGUGCAGGCAUUACCUACCCACACUGUAUAUUAUACUCUGUACCCUUCAGUGCUAGCGGUGCAGGCAUUACCUACCCACACUGUAUAUUAUACUCUGUACCCUUCAGUGCCAGCAGUGCAAGCAUUACCUACCCACACUGUAUAUUAUACUCUGUACCCUUCAGUGCUAGCGGUGCAGGCAUUACCUACCCACACUGUAUAUUAUACUCUGUACCCUUCAGUGCCAGCAGUGCAAGCAUUACCUACCCACACUGUAUAUUAUACUCUGUACCCUUCAGUGCUAGCGGUGCAGGCAUUACCUACCCACACUGUAUAUUAUACUCUGUACCCUUCAGUGCCAGCGGUGCAGGCAUUACCUACCCACACUGUAUAUUAUACUCUAUACCCUUCAGUGCCAGCGGUGCAGGCAUUGCCUACCCACACUGUAUAUUAUACUCUAUACCCUUCAGUGCCAGCAGUGCAGGCAUUGCCUACCCACACUGUAUAUUAUACUCUAUACCCUUCAGUGCCAGCAGUGCAGGCAUUGCCUACCCACACUGUAUAUUAUACUCUGUACCCUUCAGUGCCAGCAGUGCAGGCAUUACCUACCCACACUGUAUAUUAUACUCUAUACCCUUCAGUGCUAGCGGUGCAGGCAUUGCCUACCCACACUGUAUAUUAUACUCUAUACCCUUCAGUGCCAGCGGUGCAGGCAUUGCCUACCCACACUGUAUAUUAUACUCUAUACCCUUCAGUGCCAGCAGUGCAGGCAUUGCCUACCCACACUGUAUAUUAUACUCUAUACCCUUCAGUGCCAGCAGUGCAGGCAUUGCCUACCCACACUGUAUAUUAUACUCUAUACCCUUCAGUGCCAGCGGUGCAGGCAUUACCUACCCACACUGUAUAUUAUACUCUAUACCCUUCAGUGCCAGCAGUGCAGGCAUUGCCUACCCACACUGUAUAUUAUACUCUAUACCCUUCAGUGCCAGCAGUGCAGGCAUUGCCUACCCACACUGUAUAUUAUACUCUGUACCCUUCAGUGCCAGCAGUGCAAGCAUUACCUACCCACACUGUAUAUUAUACUCUGUACCCUUCAGUGCCAGCAGUGCAAGCAUUACCUACCCACACUGUAUAUUAUACUCUGUACCCUUCAGUGCUAGCGGUGCAGGCAUUACCUACCCACACUGUAUAUUAUACUCUGUACCCUUCAGUGCUAGCGGUGCAGGCAUUACCUACCCACACUGUAUAUUAUACUCUGUACCCUUCAGUGCCAGCAGUGCAAGCAUUACCUACCCACACUGUAUAUUAUACUCUAUACCCUUCAGUGCCAGCAGUGCAAGCAUUGCCUACCCACACUGUAUAUUAUACUCUAUACCCUUCAGUGCCAGCAGUGCAGGCAUUGCCUACCCACACUGUAUAUUAUACUCUAUACCCUUCAGUGCCAGCGGUGCAGGCAUUGCCUACCCACACUGUAUAUUAUACUCUAUACCCUUCAGUGCCAGCGGUGCAGGCAUUGCCUACCCACACUGUAUAUUAUACUCUAUACCCUUCAGUGCCAGCAGUGCAGGCAUUGCCUACCCACACUGUAUAUUAUACUCUAUACCCUUCAGUGCCAGCGGUGCAGGCAUUACCUACCCACACUGUAUAUUAUACUCUAUACCCUUCAGUGCCAGCAGUGCAGGCAUUGCCUACCCACACUGUAUAUUAUACUCUGUACCCUUCAGUGCCAGCAGUGCAGGCAUUACCUACCCACACUGUAUAUUAUACUCUAUACCCUUCAGUGCCAGCAGUGCAAGCAUUGCCUACCCACACUGUAUAUUAUACUCUAUACCCUUCAGUGCCAGCAGUGCAAGCAUUGCCUACCCACACUGUAUAUUAUACUCUAUACCCUUCAGUGCCAGCGGUGCAGGCAUUACCUACCCACACUGUAUAUUAUACUCUGUACCCUUCAGUGCCAGCAGUGCAAGCAUUGCCUACCCACACUGUAUAUUAUACUCUGUACCCUUCAGUGCCAGCGGUGCAGGCAUUACCUACCCACACUGUAUAUUAUACUCUGUACCCUUCAGUGCCAGCAGUGCAAGCAUUGCCUACCCACACUGUAUAUUAUACUCUGUACCCUUCAGUGCCAGCAGUGCAAGCAUUACCUACCCACACUGUAUAUUAUACUCUGUACCCUUCAGUGCCAGCAGUGCAGGCAUUGCCUACCCACACUGUAUAUUAUACUCUAUACCCUUCAGUGCCAGCAGUGCAAGCAUUGCCUACCCACACUGUAUAUUAUACUCUAUACCCUUCAGUGCCAGCAGUGCAAGCAUUGCCUACCCACACUGUAUAUUAUACUCUAUACCCUUCAGUGCCAGCAGUGCAAGCAUUGCCUACCCACACUGUAUAUUAUACUCUAUACCCUUCAGUGCCAGCAGUGCAAGCAUUGCCUACCCACACUGUAUAUUAUACUCUAUACCCUUCAGUGCCAGCAGUGCAGGCAUUACCUACCCACACUGUAUAUUUUUAA